GCGCGGAGGCCGCUCGCAUCAUCCGGCAACGAUCUGUGCGGGAGAUUCCGGGAAUUCUAGUUAAUUAAAUCGCUGGUGGAUCAUCCGCACUCCCGAAUCGCCGUGCUCCGUUCGCAUCAAAAAGGAUGCUACUCCGGAGACACUCCGGGUUGUUCCGUGCUGGCGUGUUCUGUGCGUGAAACAAGAAAAGAAUGCAGGAAAAUGGUGCCCAACAGCAGUUUUUAACGAGUGUCCUCGGUGGUGCUUCCAGUGGAUGAUGGAACAAGAUCGCUAGCAACGAUCGCAGUUCUCGAUUGCUCACGAUCGCCGGAAUUCCGCGCAGCCACCGCCUGUGAUCGAAGAAGUUACUCCCGUGCGUUAAUUAACUAUCUGCGUCUUCUCCAAAGAAAGGAAAAAUCCUGAAUCAAGAGUGGCCAACGUUCGUGCGCGCCGGCGCGUUCGCUUAUCCGAGUGAAGGCAUUCCGGAGUGAUCUCCGGUGCCGCAGAGUUUCUUGGUAAAUUUCGGAGUGGUGCGCUGUGUUGUUUGGUUGCCUUCGUAGGAUCGUAGGGCAGGUGCGACAAGAAGAGCCCCCUCCCCCAUAUUGCGUUAUCAGUGCGUGUCGUGCGUGAUUCUAUCCUGGGGCAACACGCUGAUUAGUGUCUCAGGGGGUGGCCAGUGUUCCGUUGGAGGGGCGGGGUCUCGGUAUCGAGAGAAGAUGUUCCAUCGUUUUAUCAGGGGCUCCUGCUGCUGCCCUGGCAUGUUCUGCUGCCCUCGUCACUGACUGACGUCACAGCACCAGUGAACGAGUAUGAUUCGAGAUGGAUUCGAGGCAGCAGAAAGACAGUCGACAUCGCCACCGACGCCACCGCCGGUCUGUCGUUGCGGCCUUGCAUCGAUCCACCACCGCCUCCACGGUGCUCAGUCAAAGGGGCCGCACGCCGCGACGAAUCAAAACAACAACUCACGGCGAUGAUGAGGAUGCUGUUCCUGCUCCUCCCCAGCAUAACCCAGUAUCAACGGUGGCCAAGAGGUGCGGCACCGUAACAGGCUUUUUCUAUUUAGUUUUCAUCGGUUGCCUGCUGACGCAAGGAUAUGGAACGGCAGCAGCAGGAGCCGGCGGUACAGCUGCCAGUUCACUGGCCACCAUCGUGCCAGCGGAACCAUCAGCUGCAGCACCCGGCACAAACACGGCCUACUACUCAUCGCCUAGCGGGCCCUCCUCGAUGUUGCUGCUCUUCACCACCUACUACGAUCUGCGGCUACUGAACGUGUCCGUCCACCAGCCGGAUCACACGCUCGGCUACACGAUGGACGUGCUGGUGAAGGACCUCAACGAGGCCUCGGCGAUGGAUUUCUACUACGAGCGGGGCCUGGUGUGCUGGACGGAGAAUACGCGCGAGGCGAUCAAGUGUGGGAACGCCCAGGUGGCGAACGGCACCCGGACGGUGACGAACAAGACGACUGUGAUAACCGACGGGUUGGACAAACCCGAGGGCCUAGCGAUAGACUGGUACACGGAUAAGCUUUACUGGACCGACGGUGGGUCGAACCGGAUCGAGGUCGCCCAGCUCGGUACCGGCGGACGGCACCAGCAGAAGGUGCUCAUCUGGAGCGAUCUCGAUCAACCGCGUGCGAUCGCCCUGGUCCCGGAGCGACGCUACAUGAUCUGGACCGAUUGGGGCGAAAGCCCCAAGAUCGAGCGUGCCAGCAUGGACGGGGAUCCGCAGAGCCGGACGGUGCUGGUGAACGAUCGUAUCUUCUGGCCGAACGGCCUAGCGGUCGAUCUGGUGCAGGAGCUCGUCUACUGGGUGGACGGCAAUCAGCGCUUCCUGGAUGUGAUGGAUCUCGAUGGUAGCAAUCGGAGGACACUCGUGCGCAACCUCGAUUACCCGUACAGCCUCACGUUCACGCCACGUUACCUCUUCUGGACGGAUUGGCACAACGGUACGCUGCACUACUACGACAUCGAACUGGAUCGCCACCGGGAGCUGCUGAGUAAUACGCAAGUGCCGAUCACUGUUCACGCCUGGGAUGCUAGCUUACAGCCAGCGGCCAAAACUGUCACCGGGAAUCCCUGCCGGCGCAACUACGGGAACUGUUCGCACCUGUGCCUUCUGUCUUCCACCAAUCCGGCCGGUUAUAGCUGUGCUUGCCCGACGGGAAUUAAGCUACUCACGGCCACGCAGUGUGCCGAAGGCCCACAGGAUAUGCUGUUCGUCGUGCAACGCUCCCAGAUCAAUCGGAUAUCACUCGAUUCACCGGAUUACAGUGUGGUGCCGCUACCCUGCGGUAAAGUCCGGUACGCGAUCGCCAUCGAUUACGAUCCGGUCGAGAACUACAUCUACUGGUCGGAUAAGGAGGAGAGCGCCAUCAAGCGUGCACCGGCCGAUGGUAGCGGUCCGGCGGAAGAAAUCGUGACGGCCGAAAUACAGGACCCGGACGGACUGGCCGUCGAUUGGCUGGCGCGCAAUCUCUACUGGACGGACACGGGAACGGAUCGGAUACAGGUGUGCCGGUUGGACGGUACCUUCCGGCGUGUCCUGAUCUACGACAAUCUCGUAGAACCACGCGCGAUCGCCCUCGCACCAACGCUCGGCUGGAUGUUUUGGAGCGAUUGGGGUGAAAAGGAUCCCAAGAUCGAACGAGCCUCACUGGACGGUACCGAGCGGGUGCUGAUCGUCUCCCAGAACCUCUUUUGGCCGAACGGAAUUGCGCUCGAUGUGGCAGCACGCAAGAUCUACUGGUGUGAUGCCAAAGCGGACAAGAUCGAGGUGGUGAACAUGGAUGGCUCAGGGAGGAAUACGAUCCUUUCCGAUAAUCUACCGCACGUGUUCGGGCUUAGCCUGCUCGGGGACUACCUUUACUGGACCGAUUGGCAGCGCCGUUCGAUUGAUCGAGCAAACAAACUUACCGGAACGGAUCGGGUCACGAUCGGGGAGAACAUUGCCGAACUGAUGGGCCUAAAGGUGGCUCGGUUACGCGAACAGCAAGGGACGAAUCCGUGCGCGAUCAACAAUGGUGGAUGCUCGCAGCUGUGCCUCAAUCGGCCACGGGAUUACGUCUGUCGUUGUCAGCUCGAUUAUGAGCUUGGGCGCGACAAUAAAACGUGCUUUGUGCCACCUGCCUUUUUGCUCUUCUCGAACCACGGUAACAUCGGGCGGAUUUCAAUCGAUAGCCACAACCAUACGGACUACGCUCCGUUCCGGAGCGUCAUCGAUGCACACUAUCUCGAUGUGGAUGUGGCCGAUCAGCGACUGUACUGGGUGAGCCAGAAGCAGAAGUACAUUUCGCGCGCCUACAUCAACGGUUCGGAUGUGCAACGGAUCGUGGAGACGGGGUUGAUGCAACCGGAAGGGAUCGCCGUCGAUUGGUUGGCCCACAACGUGUACUGGACGGAUGCGGAUGCGAGAAGGAUCGAGGUGGCACGGCUCGAUGGUGGUAGCCGCCGGAUACUGAUCUGGAAGGGUAUCGAGGAACCGAAGAAUUUGAUCCUCGAACCACGGAAAGGGCUCAUGUACUGGACGGAGUGGCCCUCGGAUUCGAUCCGACGGGCGGCGAUGGAUGGUAGCGAGUUAAUGACAAUCAUCUCCGGCACGAACCAUGCGAUCGGUUUGACACUCGAUCCGGAUACACGCCGGCUCUACUGGGCCCGCCAAAGCUCUCCGACGGGGAUCGAGAGUGCCGAUUGGGAUGGGAAACGGCGGACGCGGCUUGUGAUGGCCGAUUCGGGUGAUAGCAACGGGUUCGUACCGGCCGCUGUUACGAUCUACCAGGAUUGGGUGUAUUGGGCCGAUUGGACAACGGGAGAGAUCGGUCGGGCGAACAAGAGUACGGGCGAGAACCGAACGAUCGUGCACACGAACUUGCGCUACACGUACUCGUUGCUUGCGUUCCACCAGGGCCGUCAAUCCGGGUCGAAUCAGUGCCGUACGAACAAUGGCGGUUGUUCGCAUCUGUGUCUGGCCCUUGGGCAACGCAAGAUGACUUGUGCAUGUCCGACGCACUACACGCUGAAUGCGAACCGGGUAUCUUGUACGCCACCGAGGAACUACAUCAUUUUCAGUCAGCGGAACUCGUUUGGACGCUUCGUACCGAACACUUCCGAUUCACCGGACAUUCCGUUGCCAGUGACGGGAAAGAAUAUCCGCGCCGUUGAGUAUGACGUGCUGACGCGUCACAUCUACUGGAUCGAUGGACGUGGUCCCGUGAUACGGCGAGCGUUCGAUAACGGUACCAACGCGAAGGUUUCGAUCAAUCCCUCAUCCACACCGUUCGAUAUGGCGAUCGAUCCGAUCGGUCGGUUACUCUUUUGGAGCUGCUCUCACACCAACACCAUCAACAUAACGACCCUGGAUGGUAAUAUCAUCAGCAUUGGUAACGUGGACAUCGGGCGAACGGAGAAACCUCGCAGCUUGGCGUUGCAUCCCAUGAAACGGUUGCUAUUCUGGACGGAUGUCGGUGCCGCCCAAUCGAUCACGCGUGCCAAACUAGAUGGUUCCCAGCGCGUCGAGCUCAUUACGAAGCUGGAAGGCAUUCAGGCACUGGCACUCGAUCCUCAGCUAAACCGAUUGUUUUACGCACACGGCAAGCGAAUCGAUACGAUGGACAUUAACGGCCAGAAUGUGAGAACGCUGGUCGCGGAACACAUUAGCAUGGUAUCGUCGAUUGCCGCACUCGAUGGGUUCAUCUAUUGGCUCGACGAGCGACCCGUGAUGGAACGCAUCUCGGUCAAUGGUGAUAAUCGACGGGUGGAAAUCCACAAAAACCCCCACAUGACAGACAUUGUAGCCGUGUGGACCCCCGAAGAGCGCACGCUGCGUAAUCACACCUGCAACACGGCACGGGCCGAGUGUAGCCACAUUUGCAUCGGUUCACCGGACGAUCUACCGUCGGAGCACGUCUGUGCCUGCCCUCAAGGUUUGAUGCUGCUGAAAGAUCGCCGUAGCUGCGGUGAGCAACCGAUCUGUGGACCGGAUCAUUUCACGUGUGCCGCACCGAACGAACUGUCCGAUCGGGAUGGUAACAAGGAGUGUAUUCCCUCUUCGUGGCGCUGCGAUGGUCAGAAAGAUUGUCCGGAUCGAUCGGACGAGAUGGAUUGUCCAACGUGCCGGGGCGAUCAGUUCAAGUGUCAAUCGGGUGAAUGCAUCGAGAAGCAUCUCGUGUGCGACGGUACAACGCAGUGCCGGGAUGGAUACGAUGAGGCGGUUUGCUGUAAGCACCCUGAGGACUUCCAGUGCCCCACGAGCAAAGUGUGCAUUUCGUUCCACAACGUGUGCGAUGGCGAUGAGCACUGUGCCCGGGGUGAAGAUGAGGCACCGGAACUGUGCAGUGAGUUCAGUAACCGGAGGAUGGCACCCAAUUCGAACAAGAUCACGCUCCUGAUCGUAGUGGUGGUGGCGGUGGCCAUCGUUUUUGUGGUGGUUUAUCUACUACAAACCUUCCGCACACGAUUCGGUGCCGGUGCCGGUGGUAUGGAACCGAAAGAGUGUGAUCAGGCCGCCGCUCCUUUAUCACCGGGUGGUGCCGGCGUUCUCAAUAAGAAUAUCCGGGUGUCCAAGUUGACUUCGGUUGCGGAAGCGGUCCGAAUGUCGACACUCAACAGUCGCAGCAGUGCGAUGAGUAGUGCGUACGAUCGGAAGCACAUAACGGGUGCCAGCAGUUCCGAUACGAACGGGAGCAGCUUGAUCGGUUAUCCGUUGAACCCACCACCAUCGCCUGCUACGACGGCCGGUUCGGCUGGUCGCUACUGUAACAGCUACCAUCCGUACAAACACUACAAAAUCAUUAACCAACCCCCGCCACCGACACCGUGCUCAACGGAUGCGUGCGAUGAAAGUGAUUCGAAUUACACCAGCAAAAGCAAUCGAAGCCAACGGGGCCACGGUUCGGGUACGGGUGGUGGUACGAGUAGUUCGCUCGGUAGUGGCAGUGGACGCCAUGCGCACAUCAGUGGCAGUAACGGUGGUAGUAACUGUGGCGGGAAGUACAAGGAUCGUUGCUACGAUCCGGAACCAUAUCCACCGCCACCAACACCACACUAUCAUAGUGACAUCGGUGGGAUGCUACCGGAGAGUUGUCCACCGUCACCGAGCUCCCGCAGCUCGACCUACUUCUCACCGUUGCCACCACCUCCCUCACCAGUACCGUCACCAUCGAGAGGCUUCUCGUAGCAACUAAGGUCCGGUGUCGACGCUGGUGCUGGCGCUGAAGAUGACGGUUGUGAGCUGCUGGAAAGCGUUGCUCUUGUAUCCGGCAAAUUCUAACUUCCUCAUCGGGACCACCAGCCAGCCAGCAAGCCAGCCAGUUCACCGUAACUUUUGGUUCCUUCCUGCUUUGCGCGUGUGCCAUCUUCAUGUUUUGAAAGAAGGAAAGAAGGACAGAAUUAGAGAGAGAAAACGAGCGAGAGAUCCUUCACAUUUUUUUCAUUUAAUUUCAUUUCAUCGUUGACAAUCUGUGUAGUUUAGGAUGUGCGUAGUCGCCGUUUGUAUAAAACCGAGAUUAACUUUACUCCCACCCCCGUCCCUUGCUCAGUAGAUCGACCAGUACAUGCCAACAGAAAGUGCCUCAAACUGUGCCGCGUAGGACAACCGUAGAACCGAGCGAUCUACAGCCAAGUAUGGGAUAUAGCCUUAUCAUGAGGAGAUAGAUAGCGUUAGAACACUGUACCCCCCGGACGGCGUUUAUGAGAAUCAGUAGGUUAAGCAUUUGUAAAUAGUGUCCCCUCAACCAUCCAGUUCCCUUCACACUACCCCUUUACUAAGCAUUAGCUUUCCAACGCCUCCCAGUUCAUGUCCUUUUCUCGCUCUGUGCCAAUGGUGCACGUUUAUCAAAACACAAAAUGGAGAAACCAAACCCCAAAGAUCAAUUUUGUGAUCGUUUGGUUAAUAAGACUGAAUGCACUAUCCGAGGAGAGUGAGAACAGGGCAUGAACGGCGCCAUGGGUGGCGAUGCAGCUCCUCAUCUAUCUAGUGCUUCCGCCUGUUAGUUAUACAUAUAGAAAGGCAGCUACACUCUCCCCGGUUGGGUGGGGAACGAAACGAAGCAAUAUCACAAAGAUUUCCAUCAUUCAUCGAUCGUGUUCUUCCUGAUGGUGGCUAACAGCCCACGAUAGUAUAUUUCGACCAACAAUCGGAAUCCCAUCGAUUUUUGGAGCUAUUUUUGUUGUCUAGAGUGUGUGUUAGUAGUGUGACCAAUCCAGAUUUGGACGAAAUUGUUAGGAACAAUUUAUAGCGGAAUGUUUUAGAGAGAAUAUUAACGCCCCGCGCGGAAGUCGCCUUGUUGGAGACGGUGUUUACUGUUUAAAUCGGAAGAUACUUAAGAGGAUCGUACGUGUUAUAGGUACGUCAGGCGAAACAAAAUCGAACAAUGAAGAAAUUACGAAGAAAUGCA
Molecule: messenger RNA, 7369 nt
Organism: Anopheles aquasalis
Lineage: Eukaryota; Metazoa; Arthropoda; Insecta; Diptera; Culicidae
Gene: arr
Product: low-density lipoprotein receptor-related protein 6
Molecular function (GO): protein binding
Source: RefSeq, a predicted model, not a curated record